AUGAGCGAGAGUGAAUUACGUUCUCCUUCUGCUGAGUACGAUGCCGCUAAGGUCUACUGGGGUGGCGUUUCGGCUAGUGUUGAUGGCAUGCUGGGCGGCUUGGUCGAACUUUCUUCACCUGACGUUGCUGAUUCCCGCCAGUUUAUCAGAAAGCUGAUUCGAAAGCCUGUUGAAUCUUCAGUCGGAUUGUUGUCAUACCACCCUUCCGCUGACAGGUUUCCGUUCAAUGAUUCUGUCAGCGAGGUUGGGUUUUACCAGAAUGCCAACACCGGCCUGAGCGCCCGUCGUUUUAUCGACACCUGA
Messenger RNA from Soboliphyme baturini, 303 nucleotides. The record is from the annotation of a GenBank genome assembly. NCBI's taxonomy places the organism in Eukaryota, Metazoa, Nematoda, Enoplea, Dioctophymatida, Soboliphymatidae.